This is a messenger RNA of Parnassius apollo (apollo), 1245 nucleotides long. NCBI's taxonomy places the organism in Eukaryota, Metazoa, Arthropoda, Insecta, Lepidoptera, Papilionidae. The record is from the annotation of a GenBank genome assembly.
AUGCCGUUCAAAGUUGUUCAAACCUUGGAGGGAAAGAAAUAUAAAUUAUUUACUAUUCCAUCGGGUUGGGAAUCUAACAAUAUUCUCAGAUAUCCAAAUAAAUGCAUAUCAAAGUAUUUAAAAGAUGAAAAUUCAACACCAACGCUAGACUGGGACGUAAUAAAAUGUAAAGUAAAACGGACCGAUGUAUUAAGCUACGAAAACGGAGAAAAGCUUGUAUCUGAAAUGCUGAAGCACAGUGAUACGGAGGACGAUGUCGAUAAUUAUACGCAGCGGCGACGUUCACAUAACAAAUCUUUAAAUCUGAAUCCAAUAGCACAAGAUAUGAUGGGCAAUGUUGUUUUGACUAACCGUAACACAGACAUAGCGUCAUCGUCCGCUGACUUGCCGAUUGAAUUAAACUAUAACUUAGUUUAUACCGAGGAUAUUCAAGCAAAUUCAACAAAUACAUCUCAAGUCUUUUCAAAUGAUACUACACCUUUAGUACAGGAUUUAGUGUCUGCUUUGUCUGUGCAAAUGGAAGACGCAGUAUUUCAAAUAACUUCAUCGUAUAAUCAAGACGUGCAAACUUUAAAUAGCAGCAAAGGCCAUGUUGAAAAUAUUCCAAUAUAUGAAAAGCCAGUUGACAGCGCCCAGGAGUUAGAUGAACUCGAAAAUCAGUUAUCGGACCCAAACAAUAGAGACUGUUUGAAAAAUAGAUAUUCUAUACUUUGUUCUGGAGGUAAAGCUAUAGACUGUGCUUAUAUGCUUGUUGAUGUUAUGUUUACAAGGAAAUUUAUUUGUGAGUGCUCAUGGAGUGGGGGCAGCAGAGGUGAAGAUUUGAAAAUUCCUUUAAAAGGUUAUAAACAUGUCUUGUCUUUUUUCUGGAAUAUGGUGCACUAUUGGGAUCAGGAAUAUUCUUUAAAAGAUAAUGAAUUAUUUUUCAAAACGAUUUUGAAAAAUGCCAAAAAAAGAAAAAUUGCAAAACUUGAAAGAGCUUCAACAUCAAGGCAACGUUCGAAACCCAAAAAUAAUUUGAAACGUAUGAAGUUUUCAGAAGAAAAUGAGACAAAUGUAACUUCUGAUAACGGUGAAAGUGAGAAUGAGAUAAACGAAGAAGAAAACACGAUAAAUAAGAAGAAAAGAAAUGAUUCAGUAGAAGAACACACAAAGGAAAAUAAAGAAGGCGAUGUUAUAAAAAAUAUCUCAAAAGACAUCGCCAAAUAUAAUAGUAACGUUAUAAUUGGAAAGGAGACAAGUGUCUGA